AUGUAUUUAUGGCGCGAAAUACUGUAUAAAAUGAGUAAAAAGUUGAAAUUGACAGCUUUAUCGACGUCGAGAUCUUUAAGAUCUAAUCAACGAAUUAAUGGCGUAACGUUUUCAAAAGAAUCACCUUAUUUUGAUCGGCAAGAUGAUAAUCCGUCUAAGGCAGACCAUGUCAAAAACGAUAACUCAAUGGAAAUUCAAAAUAAAACUGAUGAGGAGAUUGUGUCAGAAACGAUUAAUGAAUCAAGAAAAUCAAAGAGUAAAAGAGUUACCAAGAAACGAAAUGUGUCAUUAAAAAUAGAAUAUGAAGAAUUAAAUAAAGUUGAACAAAAGGAUGAAAGCAAUAAAGAAGUUUUUAUGACAAAAAUAGAUAAAGAAAAGGAUGAAAAACUCCAAGUAGAAAAUACGUCUGGUUGGAUGCCAUCCAAUUGGAAACGUAUUUUAGAAAAUAUACAAGAAAUGCGAAAGUAUAAAACUGCACCAGUAGAUGAGAUGGGUUGUCAUAAAUGUCCUGAUCCAAAUGCCAAUGAUUCAAUCUUUAGAUAUCAAUGUUUGUUAGCAUUGAUGUUAAGCAGUCAAACCAAGGAUCAAGUAACACAUGCAGCUAUGAAACGUUUAAUUUCUUAUGGUUGUAUACCAAGCAUUAUAAUAGCUACACCUAAUGAUGUUCUUGUAAAGCUUAUACAACCAGUUGGAUUUGCAAAUAUAUCAAAUUAUUUUCAGAGAAAAGCUGAAUAUAUCAAAAGAACUUCUGUUAUUUUAGUGGAUAAAUAUAACAGUGAUAUUCCAAAGACUAUAAAAGAAUUGUGUGAUUUACCUGGGGUAGGUCCAAAGAUGGCACAUAUUUGUAUGCAAAUAGCAUGGGGAGAAGUAAGUGGUAUUGGGGUAGAUACACAUGUACAUCGUAUUUGUAAUAGACUUAAUUGGGUAAAAAAGUCAACAAAAACACCAGAAGAAACAAGGAAAGAACUGGAGGAAUGGUUGCCUAAAGAUCUUUGGAAUGAAAUAAAUUAUCUCCUUGUUGGAUUUGGACAAGAGAUUUGUUUACCUCGUUUUCCUAAGUGUAAAGAAUGUCUUAAUAAAGAUAUUUGUCCUUUUGCUAAAAAAAAAUGAAGUAGAAGUAUAUAAAAAGUAUUAUUAUAUAUCUUUAUUAAAGUUGCAUUAAAAAUAUUUUUCCUAUAAUUAAAAACAAUAUUUAUAU
This is a messenger RNA of Vespula pensylvanica (western yellowjacket), 1198 nucleotides long. RefSeq names its product endonuclease III-like protein 1 (gene Nthl1). The transcript has 2 exons. Gene Ontology annotation, molecular function: DNA-(apurinic or apyrimidinic site) endonuclease activity; DNA binding; oxidized pyrimidine nucleobase lesion DNA N-glycosylase activity. The record is from RefSeq and is a predicted model, not a curated record. Gene Ontology annotation, biological process: base-excision repair; nucleotide-excision repair; base-excision repair, AP site formation. NCBI's taxonomy places the organism in Eukaryota, Metazoa, Arthropoda, Insecta, Hymenoptera, Vespidae. Bases 1 to 1110 code for a protein of 369 amino acids. Gene Ontology annotation, cellular component: nucleus.